AUGGAUAAUUAUUUUGUAUGGUAUGCACAUGGCGAGUCAUUACCUACACAUGAUGUGGGACAAUGUUCAAACCCCGUAUCAUCUCAACGUGUGCGUCAACGCAUAGACAGUGAAAUGGCUCAAGACAUUAAUGACGAUUUAGGUGAAUAUACCAUAUAUGAGCAAAUGGUUAUGGAGAGCAUGCAUCAAAAUACUGAUACUUAUUAUCAGCAAGGACCACAACACCCAAAUCAAUCAGCUGAGAAAUUCUAUACCAUGUUAAGGCUUGCAAACGAGCCUUUUACUGGUGGUCGACUACACGACAGUACUGGUAGUCGACCUCAGGACUCCAGUCCUAAUGACCGACAGCGACAGGGAUGUACACGGCUUACAUCGUUGAGUGUUCAUGAUGCUGAGAACUUAGGUCGUGGAUACGCUGGGAGUACUAGUGAUGUUGGUAUAUCUGAUCAAAUGGACGAUACGCAGAGGAUAAUUAAACGUCGCCGCGUACAUGAGGCCCACAAUUCUGGCAUCGACCCUGACAAUGAUUCUGAAGAAGAAGAUGAUGAUGAUACGCAACGCUACUCAAAUGUCGCAGAUACACCUCAUAGAUAUGGCGAUACUAGGCCGUAUCUUGAGAAGUUCGGAAAAAAGUUUGCAUCCUAUCAGGUACAUCAUCAAAUCAGACUUAUAUUUGAUCAAUUUUUAGAUGGAGCAUGGCCCACAUUUACUAAGCUUCCGCCUACAGUAUUUCAGCAAAUGUUUCGUGCUUUUGGGAAAUACUAUCGGUGGGAUUCGGUAAAUGAUGGAAUGAUCGAGAGUGGAUUUAGAAGUGUGGUGCAAGAUCGUUAUUCAGACAUAAUGAGUGAAUAUCGACAUGAAUCUGCAAAUAGAGCUCGAGCGGCCGGUCACAACAUCCCGAACACAAAUAACGACUUUGCAAUCAUGCGUGAUUUUGAGCCUAUUAGUUUCAAUGAGGACGUAUGGAAGGAUUUGUGUAAAUAUUGGGACACAGAUGCUUGGAGAAAGAAGUCGGUGGCCGGGAGAGCCAACCGUAUGAGCGGUGACGACACCGGUACAGUUUCGAGACAUACAGGGGGAUCCAGGGGUUAUGAUCAGUAUCGACUGGAAUUGCAAAAGGAAUUGAAACGUAUCCCUACAUUUCUGGAACUUUUUCUUAUUACCCACCUUACUGCAGAGGCCAAGAAAAAAUUCAAGGCUAAAGAUUAUGAUACAAUUCAAGAGUUGGAGUUUUGUACACCUACUGCUAGAGCAAUAUGUGAGAGAUACACUAGUGCCAUGGUUGAAAAGUACGAGGAGGACCUAACUCAACAUCCAGAGGGUGAUGUUGACUUGUGGGUGCAAGCACAAGAAGGGAGAGGCAAGUGCAGACGUAUUUACGGGGUAGGAAGUUCAGAUCUACAUUUCGUUGUCAUGGGGACAUCAUCCAACGGGAACAAACCGACCUCUUCUGAGUACCAGCAGUCACAACAGCGGGUCCAGGAAUUGGAAGAAGCUCAUGCCGAAUUGGCCCGACAAAAUGGUGAAAUGGCCAAAAGACAAGCACAAAUGGAAAAACAAAUGGCGGAAAUGGUCGAGUUCAUGAGACGAUAUGACACUAAUAAUCGUCCCGACAAUCCAUCCAAUCCAUCAAAUGCUCCUUAGGUUAUUUGUUGUAAACGUUUGUACGGUUUUAAGACUUCUAUAUUAUCUUUUUGGUUUACAUGAUUGUUGAAACUUAUGUUCUAAAGUGUAAGCGUUUGUAUGACUUUUAGAUAUAUGGAAUGAACCAAGUUUUUUUGU
Lactuca saligna is the source of this 1782-nucleotide messenger RNA. NCBI's taxonomy places the organism in Eukaryota, Viridiplantae, Streptophyta, Magnoliopsida, Asterales, Asteraceae. The record is from the annotation of a GenBank genome assembly.